Molecule: messenger RNA, 3313 nt
Organism: Drosophila serrata
Lineage: Eukaryota; Metazoa; Arthropoda; Insecta; Diptera; Drosophilidae
Gene: Fbl6
Product: F-box and leucine-rich repeat protein 6
Biological process (GO): SCF-dependent proteasomal ubiquitin-dependent protein catabolic process
Cellular component (GO): SCF ubiquitin ligase complex
Molecular function (GO): protein binding
Source: RefSeq, a predicted model, not a curated record
UCGCGCACAUAUCAAUAUAUCGUGUUUCUGCUUCUACGUCGUUCGGCUGAUGGAAUUAAGUUUUAAUUGAUUGUGUGUCCAAAUAAUGUACGAAUUGUCGCCAAUGCCGUGGCCAAUUGGUGUGCAGUGCCUCGAGUGCGUGGCAAUAAUGUGAAAGCGGCCGUUCGGACACCAAAAAGGCCACAGUUACCACAAAACGCCAGGAGAAAAAAUCUUUAGAAUCGAAAUCGAACAAUUCAAACACACACACAUAGUGCCGCACCGUUCACACACCGCAGCGCAGUACAGUACCGCAGCGAGUGCGAGCGAGCGAACAGUAUCUCGGCAGAUAACAUACAUUUGUGUACCUACCUCUCUUCCAAGUGCAAAACUAGUGAAGUGAUGAGCGAAUCUCUACCAGCUCAAGUGGAGGAGACCAAGGUGUCCGACGAAGAUGGCGUAAAAGAGAAAGCUGAAGCUGCCGAGGGAUCGGCCAUGCAAGUGGACACGGAUGUCGUUGGUGAGCAGCCGCCGUUACCGCCGGGUGACAAGGAGAAAUCCACUACAGUGGACAUCAACACACUCACCCCGUCUACGCCGUCGCAAACGCCCCCGCAGUUGCUGGCCGGCGAAACUACGGCGUCGGGAACUGCAGCAAUUAUACCGGAGAACAUCCUGUCUCCGCCCAAGUCAGAAACGCAGACUGAUGAGACCAACACGGCCACAUCCACAUCAUGCUCCCCCGCUUCGGAGGGCCAGCGAUCUCCAGCGGAGGAGCAACCGCAACAGCAGCUUCAGGCAUGUACGCCGCCCAAGCAGGAGCAACCGGAGACGGCGGCGUCGACGGUCAAUGGCUCCAUACCAAAGUCGGGGAAACCGCUAGCUACGGCCCUAAGCGCUAAGAAGCCCAGCAAGGCGGCGUCCACGUCACCACGUGCCUCCCGAGCCCGCAAGCCCAAAGCGCUGCCCAUGUACGAGAGCGAGAUCAGCGACCACAAGGUGGGCAUAAAGCUUUGCAUAAAGAAAUCCGAUGCCGGAGACAGUGUACCGACAGUCACUUCUCCGCCCGUACCCGUUCCCGCGGCCUCUAAACCUGUGCGCAAGCGCAUCCGCAAACCAAAGCAACCGGACAGCGAUGAGGCUGAGUAUGAGCCGCGCAAGAAGAAAGGCGGAGGAGGAGGAGAUAGCCAAAAGAAGGUUUCUACGAGUGCCGAUGCGGCGGCUACGGACGAGCCAAUUGAGCAGAGCGUGUGGGCCCAGAAGCUGCCAGAGGAAGUACUUUUCAGGAUCUUUGAACAUGCCGUUGACAUGGAGGGCUGUCUGCCCACUUUAUUUCGCCUGGGACGAGUUUGCUCGCUUUGGCGUCAGGUUUCCCUUAGACCGACACUGUGGCGCACCAUGGAUCUGACCACCUGGGUCAAGGAGAAGUAUCGCACUGAACUGAAGCUCAAGUGGUUUGUGGACAACCGCUGCAGUGCCUGCACAGAGCUGAAUGUUUCCAAUUGGAAAAUAACGGACAUCAAUUGCUUCCUGACCAAGCUGUCCAGUGGUUGUCCGAAUCUGGCUGGCAUCACGCUGUCCGGCUGGAAGGGUUUCACCUCGGAUAAUCUGACCUACUUGGUGGAUAACUUGCACAAGCUGCAGCGACUAGACUUGAGUUCCAUCAAUGUUGAGAUGAAUGCCAGCAAGAGCGCUGUGGGCAUCACCUCCCUGUGCAAUGCACUCCAGACUAUGGGCAGUCGCCUAACCCAUCUCUACUUGGCGCACAACCGCCUUGCGGGAAUACCACAAAUAGUCGGCAUACUGUCGACACACUGCCCUAAUCUGGCGUUACUGGAUCUCUCGAACGUAACCACUCAAGCUACAUCACACGGUGUACUACACAUUGAAAAGCUACAGCGCGGCUGCCAGAAGCUCAAGGUCCUGCGGGUGACCAACUCUCAUAUAACGCCGAGCACAGCAUCAAUGCAGGAAAUUAUGGACUCUCCCGGCUUUCCAAAUCUCGAGGAGUUAUCUGUGGCUGCCUUGACUGAUGAGUCACGCAUCAUUAGCGACGACCAUUUGCAGCGCAUACUGAAGAGCAGCUCCAAACUGAAGCUACUGGACGUUCGCAACUGCACGCGGCUGACACACGAGAGCCUUAUUCGCCUGCCAGCCUGGGAUAUCAAGCAUUUAUUCCUGUCUGGCUGCUCAGUUACACGAGACAUGGGGUCGGGUCUGGAACUCAUUGCCUCCAAGUGGGCGCACAGUCUCAUUGAGUUGGAUCUGGCCUGGGCGAAUGUGCAGCAGCCUAUAGACAAUGCCCUGCGUGCCCUCGCCGAGAAGGGCAGGGAGUCGCCGUUGGCCCAUUUGAAUCUGUGCGGUUCGUCCGUGUCGGACGAGGCAGUCAAGGAAAUACUCACCAACUGCGCGAACAUGAGCUCAAUCAACCUGGCGUCUUGCCGCGGCCUGCCGCGUGGAGUCAAGCGUCUGAUGCAGGGACCCCAGGAGCUGCAUGAGCUGCGUGAAGUGCUGGGGGUGCAGCUGAAAACUAACAGCAGCGGGAGCAACUAAUCCAGUCAGUGGGCGAAACCACAACACAUCGGUUUUAUUGUUGAUCAAGGCGGGCCAAGUUUAAAUGUAAUUUAAAUUGUUGCAACCUGUUGAUUUUGUACUGUAAUCCGCGGAAAACAUAUUGCAAUAUUUGCAUAGACAUUUGCAAUAGCUUGCAUCUUCCAAUAAUGCUUAUCUUGUUCAUAGGCCGUAGUGUGUAAUUAUUGUACUAUUGUACUAGUAUUUAGAGUAUUUCGCGCAGAUCUUUUGUAAAUGCAAUAUGUAUUCAUAAUUUAGUUGAUUCGAAUUUUUUGCAGCGCGAAAAGCAUUCACUUCUUGGAGGACUAACCCGUUUGCAACUAUUUUCAAUGAUUUCACUGCAUCCAUAUACAUAUAUAUAUAUAUAUAAUUAUAUAGACACUGAUUUAUUGUUAGUUAAGUCCGACCAUUGAGUGUUUGUAAAGUAUGUAAACAGAGUUUUAAGCUAAGUUUAAAAGAGUAUGUUUCACAAUACUUAAAUGAUAUAUAUUUACGAUAAAUUAGUCGUCAAUUCAGAGUCGCCAACUAAGGCAAUUUGUAGGAUGUGUUUUAACCCGAUAGAAAUGUACAUAUUGGCGUUAGAGAGCGUUCCGAUUGGAUGUUUUUUUAUAUACAAAAUAACCAUUAAUAAAAAGGUAACGCAUAUACCACACAUACACAUGCAUAACGUAACAUUAAAUAACAUAAAUUAAAACAAUUCAAUUGUUAAGCAUUACUAGCAGUUAAGAGACGGCAAUUAAAGGUACAUUUAAUUUAAAAUAAA